CGCGGCGCUUCUCCCCUUCCUCCCCCGGCCUUCCCAGUGAGGCCGACAGAAACUAGCGCGUCUGCUCUGCAACGGGAACCCGGGGGCCGAGAUCAGCGGCAGUGGGCGGGCGCAGCGCGCUCCAGAGGGAGACAGACCGAGGGGCGGGGGCGGCGCCUGCCGCCUGGCUCGCCGCCCUUCCCCUCGCUGCCCUGCCACUCUGGAUCUGUCCUGCUGCGCGCCGGGUGGCUUUGAUCGCCUCCCCGGCCGCUCCUGUCGAGCAGCCAUGAACCGACUGGGGAAGAAGGCGAACGAGGAGACCCUCAUCGAGAUGGGUCUGGCCAACGACGGAGAAGAAACAAAUGGGCCUUUAUUUGAAAACAUAUCAAGCACAGAUUCAGAACUUCCUGGCAAUUCUGAGGGCCUAAGUACAACUGAGACUACAUUGCUCAUCUCUGACCUUCAAGGGAAGACUGGAAGGAGAUUCAAUCUGUUCCUGAAGCAACGUCUCAGGAUUGACAAGCGACAUCAAAGCAAGGACUCUGUUUUCUUCAGAGAUGGUGUUCGGAGAAUAGACUUCAUACUUGCAUAUGUGGACGAUCCAAAAAUAGAAGGAGAAAAAAAAGUGGAUCGGAGACGAGAAUUUGAGAACAAUCUAGCAAAGGCAGGUCUGGAACUAGAAACGGAAGACAAAAAGGAUUCUGAAAAUGGCAAGACGUACUUUGUGAAGAUCCAUGCACCAUGGGAGGUUCUGAUCACGUAUGCCGAAGUGCUGAACAUCAAAGUGCCCAUCAAGGAAAACGAUAUCCCUUGCCUCACAGAGAACCCCCUGGAGUGUCUGUUUGAGCCCUUUCGGCUGCCAGAGAUCGUGAUGCACCCGGAACCAGACUACUUUACAGCCCCCUUUAGCAAGGAAAGGCAGGAACUCUACCUCAUUGAUGAUGAGAGUACUUUCUUCUCCCCUUCAGUCAGAAACAGAAUUGUUUUCUACAUUUUAACAAGGUGUCCAUAUGGAACAGAAGAAGGGAAAAAGAAGUUUGGGAUUAAAAGGCUGAUAAAUAAUGGCAGCUACUCUGCUGCAUACCCUCUUCAUGAUUGCCAGUACUGGAAGAAGGCAAAUGAUCCGAAAUGUGAAAAUGAAAGGUACACACUGUACAGGGAGUGGGCGAGGUUUCCUCGGUUUUUUAAAGAACAGCCUUUAGAUCUUAUCAGGAAGUAUUAUGGAGAAAGGAUUGGAAUUUAUUUUGCCUGGCUGGGUUUCUACACUGAGAUGCUGUUUUUUGCCGCUCUCAUUGGUUUAAUUUGUUUUUUGUAUGGCGCAUUCACAAUGAAUGAAAAUAUGAGUAGCCAAGAAAUAUGUGACUCAGAUAUUGGGGGAAAUAUUAUUAUGUGCCCAUUAUGUGAUCGAAAAUGUGAUUACUGGAGGCUGAACUCCACUUGUGAGUCUUCACAGUACUCUCAUUUGUUUGACAAUGUGGCAACCCUCUUUUUUGCAAUUUUUAUGGGCAUCUGGGUAACACUUUUCUUGGAGUUCUGGAAGCGGCGGCAAGCUCGACUCGAAUAUGAGUGGGAUUUAGUUGAUUUUGAGGAAGAACAGCAGCAGCUCCAACUACGGCCAGAGUAUGAAGCAAAAUGUACCCAAAAGAGAAAGAAUCCAAUAACACAGGAGUUGGAACCUUAUUUGCCUCUAACUAGCCAGGCUGUACGAUUCUGUAUCUCGGGAACGACGGUGUUGUUCUGGAUCUCUUUGAUCAUAGCAAGUAUGAUAGCCGUGAUAGUUUACCGCCUUGCAGUCUAUGCUGCUUUUGCCAGCAUCAUGGAGAACACGCAAACCCUGCGGCCCAUUCAGAGUUUACUGACGCCACAGCUGGCAACAUCGGUCACUGCAUCAUGCCUGAAUUUCGUCAUCAUUAUGAUACUGAAUUUCUUAUACGAGCGGAUAGCCAUCUGGAUCACAGAUAUGGAAAUUCCAAGAACUCACUUUGAAUAUGAGAACAGGCUCACUAUGAAGAUGUUCCUGUUUCAGUUUGUCAACUAUUACUCUUCAUGCUUCUAUGUGGCUUUCUUCAAAGGGAAAUUUGUAGGAUAUCCUGGCUCUUAUACAUACAUGUUUGGUCGCUGGAGAAAUGAGGAGUGUGAUCCUGCAGGAUGUUUGAUAGAACUGACGACCCAGCUUACCAUUGUCAUGGCCGGCAAACAGAUCUGGGGCAACAUCCAAGAGGCUAUUGUGCCCUGGAUCUGGAAUUGGUGGGGCCGUCGGAAAGCCAGGAGCAAUCCAGAGAAUUUAUACAGUCGAUGGGAGCAGGAUUAUGAUCUGCAGACCUUUGGACCUUUGGGCUUAUUCUAUGAAUACCUAGAAAUGGUUAUUCAGUUUGGAUUCAUUACCCUGUUUGUAGCCUCUUUUCCUUUGGCUCCUCUACUUGCUCUGAUGAACAAUAUCUUGGAGAUUCGUGUUGAUUCAUGGAAGCUUACAACACAGUUCAGAAGGCCCGUCGCAGCCAAAGCUCAUAGCAUAGGAAUUUGGCAAGAAAUCUUGAACUGGAUGGCCGUCUUGUCUGUUGUCACAAAUGCAUUCAUUGUAGCCUUCACAUCUGAUAUGAUUCCUCGUUUGGUUUACUAUUAUGCCUAUUCUGAUAAUCCGAAUUCACCAAUGACUGGAUACAUCAACGACAGCCUCUCCAUAUUCCAAAUCUCAGAUUUUCCUCCGGAAAACCAACCUGACAGAGACCCAGUCAACUUUAGCACAUGCAGGUACAGGGACUAUCGAUAUCCACCAGACCAUGAGAAGAAAUACGCACACACAAUGCAGUUCUGGCAUAUUCUGGCUGCAAAGAUGGCCUUUAUCAUCAUCAUGGAGCAUGUUGUCUUUAUCGUCAAAUUCUUUGUGGCUUGGAUGAUUCCUGAUGUCCCAGCUGAGGUGAAAGCCAAAAUAAAACGAGAGAAGUACUUAACACAAAAAAUCCUACACGAGUAUGAACUCAAUAAACUCAAGCAAAAACUGUGUGAAGGGAGGACUGAUGCCAGCAUGGAGAAAGAGGUCAUAGCCACGGAAGGGAAAGUGGAGUUGUCUGAAGUCAUGUGAUCUGAGAAGAGGCCAGGCUGUCUGCCUGGAAUUCCAGCCUGUGAAGGCAGUUGUUGGCAGUGUGCGAUGAGCCAGCUCCUCCCUGUGCUGUGAAAGUUGUCUGGUAUUUUUAACCAAUUUCCUUCUGGACUUAAAAAAUGUAAUCAAGCAAAUGGUAAGAGAGAGCAUGGAAUGGCUGUCGAGGCAAUCAGUGAGCCCGACCUUUCCGGUUGCAUAUGUUGCUGCUACAUAACUUUGAAAAACCAACUCCGGCUCAUGGUGCCACCAUGUCUCUUGCACUGCAUUUGCAUUGCAAUUAUCUUAAAUGUGUUUGUAAUAAGUAGCCCCUGAGUCCAGCAGUGACUCAAACUGCAGCCUCCAAAAUGUGAUCAAGGUUCCUUAACGAAGUUCAGGCAGUUUCUGUGGAGCACAUAAACUCCUUGUUCCCCAGCCUAGAUUUCAUGUGCACAUAUGUGUCAUUGAGUUGAUAAGGCCAAAAAACUCAUGUGCGGUCCUCCCAUUUGUUGACUAGUGAUGCUGGAGCCAAAAGGGUAUUAGAUACACUAGAAACUGAACUGCCUAUCUACUUAUCAUAUUUAACCUUGGUGAGGCAGAAAGGGCUUACUUUGUACAGCAAGUACAGACAUCUCUUGAGAAGCCUUUACUAAAAGGCACUCUUAACAGACAAAUUAAAAGCAAAUGCUGAUUUUGGCAAAUCAGAUGCCUUGCUUGGUAUUAAAGAAACACUAGUCUGUAAUUCACUACUUGCUUCUAGUGGCACACCAUUUUCUAGUGUUGACUUAAUCAUGGAUUUGCACAUUUGAUACUUGGAACAUUACUUGGAAAAUCUUACACAUAUCAUAAGGGUACAUUUCUGCCAUACAUAACUGUACCUCCAAAUGCAUCUUGAGGUAUUUAGGGUAUUUUGUAUGUCAUUUUUAAGGUGCAAUAAUCCAAUUGUAGACUAGCAGAACAUGAACUGUAGUACUGAAUUUUAUAUUUCACAGUUCAUACUUAACAAAAAUCCAAACCUAGAUAUACAUUUGCAUAAUUUAUUCUUAUGCUAAUCAUUUCCAUCAGGUAAACUUUCUCUAAAGUAAAUGUUACAGAAGGAAAGUUUAUGAAGUUAAAUUGCUUCAGGAUUAUAGACAUGUUUUGCUAUUUUACCUUAGGGUUUGCAAAGAACUGAUUUUAAAAGAUGCAACUGUUUUAUGAAAUAGUGGAAGUGAACGGUGCAGGAUUAUUUAAGAAAUCAAUACAGUAUUGAUUUGAAAGCAUAUUUGGUAAAGGAUGGAAUGUAACCAUUAACUAAAUUGGUUGGUUAGGAUUUUGAGUUCUUGUUCCAAAAAAUGGUUAAAAUAGUUUAUGUAUUCAAAGGCUUUAAAGAAGUAAUGUACAGGGCCAUAAACUGUAAACAAAGCCAUCUGUUGUGUGAAUGCCUUAAUAGCAGAUCAAUUCAUGUUUGUACAGAAUAUACAUUAUUAAUAUAGAAUGAAUAAAACUUUAUGUAUAGCCAUAUAUCUAGGAACUGCCCCCCCAUAAAGAAACUUUGGUGGGUUUUUUAAUAUUGCCAAGAAACAAACCAUUUCCUUUUCUUCCCCUUGAGAAUUCAUCAGAUUUAUAAAGUCUACUUAGCAUAGGCUGUGCAUGCAAACUGAGCUAGAAGCCUUUAACAGGCAAUGCCCUUGUUUUGCUAAAUAAUUUUAAGUAACUACAAGUAUUUUUGAAGUUUUGUCAUAUUUUUAUAGCCAAGACUACUGUAUCCUGCUUAGUGCCUUGUUCAUAUGCAUGGGGAAGAAAACAAUGUGAAAAAGCUAAUAGUGUAAAUUACAUAGCAUAACAUAUCUUGUAAGUGAAUUCACAGGUAUCAUGAAAGUAUCAGCUUUGAUCCUAAAGCGUGGGCAGCAGGAGCUGGUCAAUGCAGAAGCAAGUUUUGCAAACUUCCAAGUUGGGUCUGUGCAAAAAAAUAAAAGAAAAGCAUUUUCUGACUUCCCUCACUCCAAAUGAAGCAUGUUGGAUGUUGCAAUAUUACAUGAUGUUGAAGUACUUGCACUUUGAGAGUUAUGCUUGACUGUUGAGUAUUGAAACAAAAUCCCAGUCUGUGUCUUGCAUGUGAGCCAGAGAAUAUGUUUCUUGAUAUAUUUGUAUGUUUUGGUUCUAUUUCUAAUGACAUAAGAGCAAAUUGUCUCCUCUGAAACACUACUGUAAAAUAUCCCAGUUAAUGAUAUCCAAGUUAAGGACUCUUUUUUCAAAGGAACAAUGUUUGCAUGAUUGGUGGACAUAGCCGGAGCCCUAGGCUUCUGGGUAAGAUGCCUAGAUUAGAUCCACAAUAUCUGUCUCCAAUGGGGAGAAAAUUCUUGUGAAAGCUUAUCAAGAAAACUGUGAGAUAUGACAUCACAUACUGUUCCAGCAGAGAAGUUCAGCGUGAAUAUCUAGGCACCAGAAAUCCUGUUUAUGUAGUUUAGUUUGCCCAACUUUCAAUGAAGUUCACCUAAUUUAAUAGGCAUCAAUGUUUCAGGUCCAAACAUCAAAGAGAAGCUACUCUGCCAGAAGAAACAGAGGUUCCUGCUAAAGCAACCUUUUAGGGGUAUAUGUUCAUUUGACAGUCUGAAAAACUGUCUUGGGUUCCACCACAAAAUUGUUGCCAGAAGAGAUAUGGCAAAGGACAAAUAAUCUACCCAAAGAGAGUGGAGGGUGGAUCUGAGGUAUCAGUUGUGCUGGUGAAACUCAGUUUUACUGUGUUACCAUAUCUAAUUGGCCCUUUCCAUAAAGAGGCAUCUUUAAAAGUUUCAGUACUCUAUAUGUUAUACUACUUAAUAGGAUAAUCCAGCUGCCUUGUGCCUAUAAUAGCAGGUUAUCGGUCACCAUUUGUUGUUCCCCUUUUCUGUGCAGAUAUUGUAAAGGUCCAUGCACAAUACCUGGAGUUAUAUAGCAAGUUUGGGGAGACAUGUGACAGUUGUUGACUAGCUCACACUGAGGACUAAAUUUGACAUCCUUCUCAGAUUUUAAAUCAAAAUCUUUCUGUCAUUUCAAAUGGUCUAACUUACUUUUGCUUACUAUUUGUGUUGAGUUCAGUUUGCUAAAACACCAUCAUAUGAUUGCAGAAGUGCAACACAACUGAGCUUUAAAAGUAUAUACUGUAUGCAUUUAGAAUGCCAAAGAGGUAUAGCAGUCACCAAAAAUAGAUAUGUAGUCAAAACAGAAAGAAAAAGAAAGCUUUAUCAAGCAUCAUUCUGCUGCUACUUUUCAAGGGUUCUUAUGGAUGGUGAAUGUGUACUGUUUAUAUUCUUUUUUUACUUAAUCUAAGAUUUUGCAUUAAACAGGGCAGUAAACGUGUGACUAAAGAUGAUUGACAUCAAAGUUCCAUGUUAACAGGUUUAUUAGUUCUUCUUGAUACAAAACUGCCCUCUGUAUCAAACUCACCUGAUAUCAUAUAUUUUGUUGUUCUGCUUUGGUUUUUUUAGCUUGCUGCACACAUUUUCAGUUGUAUAAAGUCAAUUAAAAUAAAUAGGGAAAUUUGGAGUGGAAGAAUGGGUGCAGCACAAAGGGAACAAAUGUGUCCACUCUGUGUUUUAGUUUCACAAGUCCAACCAAAAAGUAGAUUUUGCAAAAGUGUUUUUAGUUAUCAUGCCCUCCACCCAGGGCCACUUUUGCUAGAGGGAUAAAGGACAUGCUGUUUUUUAAGGAGUGCUAUGCAGGUAACUCGGAGCUGCUGCUACCUGGGGAGCCUAUGGGGCAAGUCCUAGAUACAUGCAGUGAUCUCAGCUUCUGAUGCACACUUCUAAACACACCAUCAGCCAUGCAGCAUUUCCCAUAAUCUCUCUGGUUUUGCAGCCCUAGGCAAGGAACAGAAAGACGAGUCCUUAGGACUUUGCAUUUUUGGAACCUGUAUAGCUGGGGGUUCAUUUGAAGAGCUGCAUUAUACAGGUGUGUACAGGUGUGGGCUUGCACCCUCUCUUCCAUUUUCCUGUGCAAUUCCCUUUUAAGCAAUUAUUUAAAGUUGUUGUAUGGUAGCAUUGAGCAUUUUAUUCAUUUGCUGUAAAUUGUAAACAAAGUCAAUUAUGUCAAUAAAUAUAUGAUAAAUAUGGGUUCCUUUGAAUGGGGUUUAAUCCCAAGCACACUUCACAGAAUUGCAGAUUUUAGUGAUACAUUCUAAGUCCCAGUUAUGCAAAUGUGCGUUCUGUUAACAUUGAGAAGAAAAGUUGCCUAUUGGUGGCCUGGGUGGCAGCAGUGUUGCUCACUUCCUAGCAGUUGUGUACAUAGAUGUGUUAACCAAGCAGUGUUACCAAAUAGGGAUGCUUCAUUCUAGGUUGAAUUAAUCCAUGUUGUUGGAUUUAAGGAGGACCCUUGUGCCUUGCAAUACCCAGCAACUCACUUUUAUCAGGGAAGACCAAGGAAGGGCGUAGAAGAUGCUUAUGUAUCCCCCUUCCUCCUGUCUAAGCAAUGCAAUUUCAGAGGCCCACAAGUGCCUGACACUUCUCUAGCCUUUGUGUUCGUCACAACACCAAGGUGUUGCUUGCCCUUUUAAUCUUUCUGUCGUCUUUCCAUAUCCUCUUUCCCAUAUAUGCCCCCCUCUUCUUCCUACUUGUGUUGGUGGCAGUCAGCUAUUUCUAUAUCAUAUUUGAACAGGACUUGGUGGUUUCCUUCCUUUUAGGACUGAAACAAGGCCAUUUAAAGCAUAAAAGCAGACUUACCUUCUUCUGGUCAUAUAUUCAGGCCUCACUGGGGACUGGAUGCAUUGAUAACAUUUCCCUGAUGCACAUGACAAUCAUAAUUUCAGUGUUUUCUGUGAUUCCUUAAUGACUAGAAAGCUUUUAAAAUAAAAGUUGUGCUUUUAAAAAUCACCUCCAAAUUUUCUUGUGGCUCCAGACUUUGACAUUUCCCCCCCAGUACAUAUAAAGGGAUGUGCAAUGCAAUUCUAUACAUUUGCACUGAGAAGUAAACCUAUUUGUAAAUGGUAUUUACUCUCUUGCAUCUCUACCAUUUCAGCCACCAGCUCCAGUGCAAAGAUUCUUAUGUACAUCAGUGGGCUGUGCACAAAAGGAGCAUAAGAGCAUCAGCCAACAUGUGUCUCCUGAACAAAUAACGCUUUCACUACACUCCUAAACAUGUGAUUGGCAACCUGUCUUGCAUACACUGCCUAUAUAUGUAGUUCCAACCUAAUAACCACAGUUAUGUGGGAUUACUGGUGCUAGAUGCAGAGUCUCUCAGGCAUCAGCUUACUGCUGGAGUGAUAGAUUCAUUGCUAUUUAAAAAUUCUUCAAAUCACCAUAUAUAUUUUAUUUAUUAGUUUUGUACCCCACUUUUUCUUAUAACAAACUCCAAGUCGCUUACAUUGUUUCCCUCCUCCUGUUUUCUAAAUCUUAGCCCCAAAACAACCACCCUGUGCGGUAGGUUGGGCUAAGAGUCUGUGACUGGCCCAAAGUCACCCAAUUGGCUCUGUGGCUGAGCGGGGACUAGAACCCAGAUCAUCUGAGUCCCAGUCCCAUGCUCUUAACCACUACACUGCACUGGCUUUCUGAUUAUAUGUAAUACCUUGAUCUGGAAUUAUGUGGAAUUAAAGGAAUCACAGUUUGUGUGGUACUUCUUUUUCACUGCAAAUAUGUGUAGAUAAUGGGGCAAUAUUGAACAUGUGGAGUGUGAUCAAGGAUUUCUCCCAAAAUUUAUUAUAAAAUGUUAGUCUGCAUUGAACCCAAAGCAUAACAGUACCAUUUUGUAUUGUGCUGAUCAUGAAACUUGCUGAUGGGGUUCUUGGGGAAAAAGAGGCGAAACAUGUUUGUUUGUUCAUUCAAGUCUGUUCAACUUCUGUCAUGUAAAUAUACUGGUCUGUCAGACCGAUGAUCUUCACAUUGGUGUGUGCAAUACACUGAUGCUGGGAUUUUUUUUAAUUUUCAUUGUUUUGGAAGAAAAACAUGUUGAAGUCAACUAACUGAUAAUAUGCUUCAAAAUGUGUCUACAGAUGAAUUGGUGUUUAUUUUUAAAGUGCUUUGUUAAUUGCAAAUGUAUUCAAACCAGUUUUGUGAAAUGCUGACUGUCCAUAAAUUAAAGAUUUUGUUUACAACCA
Messenger RNA from Varanus komodoensis (Komodo dragon), 9104 nucleotides. It is a transcript of the gene ANO5, whose product is annotated as anoctamin 5. The transcript is spliced from 22 exons. NCBI's taxonomy places the organism in Eukaryota, Metazoa, Chordata, Lepidosauria, Squamata, Varanidae. Gene Ontology annotation, molecular function: protein dimerization activity; chloride channel activity. Gene Ontology annotation, biological process: chloride transmembrane transport. The record is from RefSeq and is a predicted model, not a curated record. Gene Ontology annotation, cellular component: plasma membrane. The coding region runs from base 266 to 3061 and encodes 931 amino acids.